Molecule: messenger RNA, 2806 nt
Organism: Nothobranchius furzeri (turquoise killifish)
Lineage: Eukaryota; Metazoa; Chordata; Actinopteri; Cyprinodontiformes; Nothobranchiidae
Gene: rab1ba
Product: zRAB1B, member RAS oncogene family a
Biological process (GO): vesicle-mediated transport
Molecular function (GO): GTP binding; GTPase activity
Source: RefSeq, a predicted model, not a curated record
UUUCGUCACUUCCGCACUUGCGCACUUUUCCUAAACCUUUAACGAACAGCGUACACAGAAAGGUAGAAAAAAUACUUAAUUUAUUAAAGAUAUGAACAUUUAGUGGGGAUGUGUAUUGUUAAAGUAGAACUACAUGAAAUAAUAAAGCGGAAGUAGUGAGCGGAACGAGCCUAAAGCCCUGUAAGUGCCUCAGAUUGCCGGACUACAGCCAUCUGUAGCAGGAGGAAAAGACCAGACCACUCGACAACAGGAGAAAAAACACGUCUCGAGGGAAACCAUGAAUCCUGAAUAUGACUAUCUGUUCAAACUGCUUCUCAUCGGGGACUCUGGAGUUGGGAAGUCUUGUCUUCUUCUACGCUUUGCAGAUGACACCUACACAGAGAGCUACAUCAGCACCAUCGGGGUCGACUUUAAGAUCCGCACCAUCGAAAUAGACGGCAAGACCAUCAAACUGCAGAUCUGGGACACGGCGGGUCAGGAACGGUUCCGUACCAUCACCUCCAGCUACUACCGCGGAGCCCAUGGCAUCAUAGUUGUGUACGACGUGACGGAUCAGGAGUCCUAUAAUAAUGUGAAGCAGUGGCUUCAGGAGAUCGAUCGGUAUGCCAGUGAAAACGUUAACAAGCUGCUGGUGGGAAACAAGGUUGACCUAACGACCAAGAAGGUGGUGGACUACACAACAGCUAAGGAGUUUGCUGACUCUUUGUCCGUCCCCUUUUUGGAGACCAGCGCCAAGAACGCCACCAACGUAGAGCAGGCCUUCAUCACCAUGGCGGCAGAGAUCAAGAAGCGCAUGGGACCGGGGGCCACAGUCGGCGGGGACAAGCCCAACCUAAAGAUCGAUAGCACCCCCGUGUCUGGGGGGGGUUGCUGUUAGAGGACGCUCAGCCGUGCCACCACACACACACGCACACACACACACACACACACCUCUCUCUACCCGAUCACACAUCCAUCUGUUGUAUCGUCAUUAUGCUAGUUCUCCAUCGUGUUACCCCACCCCCCUAAACACACACACACACGCACACACACACACCUCUCUCUACCCGAUCACACAUCAUCUGUUGUAUCGUCAUUAUGCUAGUUCUCCAUCGUGUUACCCCACCCCCCUAAACACACACACACACACACACCUUGAAGUGUCCAGGCGUAGAAACGUGUUUCAACUUUUAAGGGUUAAUUUAUCACCAGAGGUGAGUUAGGACGAGGGUCUGAGGACGGAGGACAAGAAGGUUGUUACGGGUUGUGGUUUUUGUCCAGAUUCUACCCACUGACUCGAGUCCAGUCAGACCUGGUCCUGGUCUGUGUCCACCCGUCCUCCUCAUCCCACCACACACACACACACAGUCCUGCACUGACGUCUAGUCGCCUGCUGCAGCUGCUCUGUGAACAAGACUUCCCUCGUGAGGCUCCGCCCACUCCUUUAGCUUGCCUCUGAUCUGAGAUCAGUUUGUGUGAGCUGUGGAUGUAAGCCAGUGAGGUACUGGGGUUCUCCUGGUGAGCUGGUGAGGUUUCUUCUAGCUUGGUGAGCUGUUCUCUGAUUGGCUCUUUUAGGAAGCUGUAAUCUUUCUUGUUUAUUUUUUUUAGAUCUGUUGACUUUUAUUUCUGUGAAUCAAAGCAGAUAUGAUGAGAUGCAGCAUCUAGUGCCGCUGCUCACAGUCGUAACUCGAGUGGACUUAAGUGAAGGUUUGGUUCUGGACCGAGACCUAACACCGGGCUCCCUCAGGCUCCUGCUGAGUCCAGGAAGUUGUUUUGGUCUCGCUAGACCAAGGUGUCGCUGAGGUAGUGGUGGAUCAGAUGGAGUUUCACACCUGAGUGGUUCUGAGACUUUAAUGUUGUUGUUGAAACAGGUUAGCAGCUAACAGCUGAGUAGUCCUCGUCCAGUGACCUGGAGUAGCAGAUAUAAGCUAGUCCACCAUCUGCUCAUGUAGCUGCCUUUAUCGGUGGUUUUCUGUUGGACCAGCGACCGUCCUCUAGCUUCACUCGUCUAAAAACGGGUGAACAGACUCCCCUUCCCCAUGGAGGCUGGCAGUGGUUAUGAAGUGAACCCAUUUCAGAUGAUCCAUAAAUAGAAGGUGAAGCAGAUGUGGUGCCAGUAGGUCAGUCAGUCAGGCUGGUGUGACACGUUUUGCUGUUCUAGUCAGGACCAGUGAAGACCAGGACCAGUACAGGAAGUCCUGUAUACAACCGAAAACUUGCUGCCAUUGCUGUAAAAAGCUGCUCUCUCUCUCUCACACACACACACACACACUGCUGGAACUGGGGUUAUGCCUCGUGUAGUGGUGUCGCGUGGAAGUUCUGGGACUGACUGGUCCUGGUUUGACCGGAUAUGAACUCCCAGCCGUCCGAUCCCGCCUACGCUAGCCCUGGGUCUGUCACAAGAUCCUGCUUUUAGGAGGCAGCAGAAGUGUGUGAGGGUUUCCAGACGUAGCUACAUGCCUGCCAUCACGCUGAAUAUAAACACACACACACACAGAUGUCCUGAGCUUUGGUCAACGCUUCCUUUUAAUUUAUUUUACUGUAUUUUCCAGCAGGUCUCUCUAGGACGGCUCCCGACGCGUCCAAGGGGACACUGAUGGGGAGGGGGGUGGUCAAGCUUCUGUUCGUGUGAUCUGCAUUAGUUUUUUAUUUGCACAGCUUGUUGCUUUCAUGAGCCGAGGUCCUGGUCAGACGCUGUUUGUUGGAAGAGCGCCAGGCUGAAGCUGCUUCUGCUCUUUCUUUCUGCAGCGUUUGAUCUUGUGUUUUUCUGUACAUAUUAUAAAUAUAUAUAUAAUAAAAGGAUUAGAAAAUUUUCACCAACAUGAAA